GCGCAUGACGAGGUCUAUAAAUUUCACUUGAAGAGUGGAGAGAAUACAGAGAGAUGCGAGAGAGAGAGAGGAGAAAUGGUUGGACCUCUGAGACCCCAGUUCGUGCUGUUUGGCUCCUCCAUAGUUCAGCAAAGUUUCAGAAACGAAGGAUGGGGUGCUAUUCUUGCUGACUUAUAUGCUCGUAAGGCAGAUAUAUUGUUGCGAGGAUACUCCGGUUGGAAUUCAAGGCAUGCUCUACAGGUUUUGGAUCAAGUUUUUCCAAAGGAUGCUGCCAUACAACCUUCUUUGGUGAUUGUCUAUUUUGGCGAUAAUGAUUCAAUGCUCCCUCAUCCAUCUGGCCUAGGUCCUCAUGUACCUCUUCCUGAGUAUAUCGAAAAUAUGAGGAAGAUUGCUCUCCAUCUAAAGAGCCUCUCUGAGAAGACUCGCAUUAUCUUUCUUAGUGCUCCUCCUGUCAGUGAGGAACAAAUUUGUGAAACAUUUAGUCUCAAAUUGGUAGAGCUGCAUCGGACAAAUGAGUCCUGCAGAAUAUAUUCAGAAGCUUGUUUAGAGCUGUGCAGGGAGAUGGACAUCAAGGCCAUUGAUCUAUGGACCGUCAUUCAAAAAAGAGAUGAUUGGUUGACUGCAAGCUUUACGGAUGGAAUUCACUUAUCCUCUGAGGGGAGUAAGACAGUAGUGAAGGAAAUAAUGAAGGUCCUUAGUGAGGCAGACUGGGAACCAAGUCUACACUGGAAGUCACUGCCUGCUGAAUUUGCAGAGGAUCCACCCUAUGUUCCAGUUAGUCCUGAUGGCAAGGCAAAACUAUGAAUAUCUCUGACACCAGCUUCUAUGGAAAUAAGCAAUGGGAAUUGGAAACGAAUAAAACAAACCAUUUUCAGGCCACAUCCGUGAGUAUUAUUAAUAGUGUGACAUGUGGAAGUAUACAAGAAGUUUUUUGGUUACAGCUUGAUGAUGGCUUGCAUUUUCACUGUACUUUCUCAGUGUUGUUUAGUCAUCUUAUAUUUUAGCAGUAAACUUUGCCAAGACAGAAAAUGUCUCUUUAAUGUACAACUAGUAAGAACAGUUCAGUAUCGUGGCAGUUUUAUAGAUUGGGUUGGAAAAAAUUCCUGA
Molecule: messenger RNA, 1107 nt
Organism: Corylus avellana
Lineage: Eukaryota; Viridiplantae; Streptophyta; Magnoliopsida; Fagales; Betulaceae
Product: GDSL esterase/lipase WDL1
Source: RefSeq, a predicted model, not a curated record